AUAAAUAAAUAACAAACACACACACACAGUGAAGAAGUGUGUUUAAAUGUUUAAUUUGUUGAUGCCAUGCAAUUGAUUGUUGACAAAAUUCCCAUGUAUUCCAAACAAACAACGAAGCGCAAUUCCAAAAAAAAAAAUGAUGAAAUGAACCAGCAGGCAGGCUCCUCAAGGGCGCCAGCCACAGGGGGCCAAAUCUCACCGCCAGGUUGGCAGUCCAGCAGCAUAGCAUUGCGCGUUCCUACACUGAAGCACGACAGCCAAACAACGGAGUUGUUGAGUGCUACUAAGAACACUAGCAAUGCCUGUUCCACACAAAGUGUUGCCGCAAUUAGCAAAUUGCCAAAGAUCUCUCGACCAAGCAAAUCUCUAACGCUCUCUCUCUCUCUCUCUCUCUCUCUCGUGCAGAUGACGCCAAUGAACCAAAUGCAAAGCAUGUCGAUGGGACCAACUGGCAUGCAAAUGGGCAACAUGAAUCCCAUGGCCAAGAUGCAGGGCAUGGCCAACGGCGGCUAUCCACAGCAGCAGCCACCGCCGCAGCAGCAGCGCCGCCUGACUCCGUAUCCACAUCCGCAGAUGCACAUGGCGCAGAAGCGCAAUGGCGGCGGUGUGGGUGGCGGCAUGUAUCCGAAUCCAGCAGCGCAGCAGCAGCCACCGCAAAUGUACGGCGGCCAGCAGAUGCAUCCGGGUGGUCCCGGCGGCAGUGGCGGAGUGCCGCUGCCUAUGCAAGCGGGCGCAGGCAAUGGCUAUGGACGUGGCGGCCCAAUGGGCGGCGGCGGCGGAGGAGGCGCUGGCGCCUACGGACGCAUGUCGGCAGGCAAUGGCAUGGGCCCUAAUGGAGGACCCGUUAUGGCGCCUGGGGGCGGACCAAUGAUGCCCAUGGGCAGCGCUGGCAUGGGACCCGGACCCGGCUGCAUGGGUCAGCAGAGAUUUGUGCCACAGGCAGGCGGCGCGGGCAUGGGCUACGGCGCUGGUGCCGGCGCGCAUCAGGCGCAGUUCUAUCCUAAUGGCAAUGGAGGCGGCGGCGGCGUGGGCGUUGGCGUGGGUGGAGGCCAAGGCAGCAUGUGUCCGGCUGGACCGGGCGGCGUUGCCAGCAGUGCCAAUCCCUACCAGAAUCAAGGUUUCCAGCAAAACUAUCAGCACAGUCCAGUUCCUGGCAAUCCGACGCCACCACUGACGCCAGCCUGCAGUGUGCCCUACGUCAGCCCCAAUCCGGACAUCAAGCCGCCAAUGGACAACAGCGAGGAGAUGAGACUGACAUUCCCAGUGCGCGAUGGCAUCAUCUUGCCACCGUUCCGCCUGCUCCACAAUCUAUCGGUCAGCAAUCAUGUGUUCCAUCUCAAGCAGAAUGUCUACAACACGCUCAUGUGCCGCACCGAUCUGGAGCUGCAGCUGAAAUGCUUCCAUCAGGACGAUCGCCAGAUGAACACCAACUGGCCGCACACCGUCACCGUCUCCGCCAAUGCCACGCCGCUCAACAUCGAGCGCUCCGAGAAGAACAGCACAGCGCUGCGUCCGCUCUAUCUGAAGUCCGUCUGUCAGCCGGGACGCAAUACGCUGCAGCUGACCGCCAGUUCCUGUUGCUGUUCCCAUCUGUUUGUCCUGCAGCUGGUGCAUCGACCAUCGGUGCGUCAAGUGCUGCAGACGCUGCACAAGCGCAAUCUGCUGCCGCUGGAGCAUAGCGUGCAAAAGAUUAAGCGCAACUUGAGUUUACCCAGCGUUGGAGCCGAUGGUGUCGCCAAUGCGGGCAGUCCGGAUGCUGCGCAGCAGUGCGCCAAGAUCUCAUUGAAGUGUCCCAUUACCAAAAGUCGAAUACGCCUGCCGGCGCGCGGGCACGAGUGCAAGCACGUGCAAUGCUUCGAUCUGGAGGCUUAUCUGAUGAUCAACAGCGAGCGCGGCUCCUGGCGCUGUCCGGAGUGCAGCAAGUCGGCCAUAACCGAUACGCUCGAGAUCGAUCAGUACAUCUGGGCCAUACUCAACAUGCUGAGCAACAGCGAUGUGGACGAGGUUAUCAUUGAUUCCUCCGCCAAUUGGCGUGCCCUGCAGUACAACGGUGGCAUGCCCAAUCCGCCACAAACGGGCGCAGCUCCAACUCCAACUCCAAAUGGUGCCGGCAAUGGCAGCAGCAGCAGCAACAACGUCAGCGGCGGCGGCGGCAGCAACAAUGGCUUGCCUGCUAUCAAGCAGGAGCUCUGCGAUGACAUCUCCAAGGUCAUGUCGCCCGGCUCCACACAGCUGCCCACCUGGGACAACUCUCAGGCAAUGAGUCCCUACAACAUGCACGACAUGAAUUCCAUUGCCAAUGGCAACAUGAUGGGCAACGGCAAUGUACCCAACGGCGCUCAGCUUGGCAAUCGCAGCAGCUAUGACGGUUUCAAUGGCAACCACAGCGACGGCAGCAGCUUGGGCAAUGGCGAUGGCGUCAAUUCGCUGGAUCAGCUUAAUGCCAUGGAGAAAUCUCUCAGCGAUCAGAUGCCUCAUACGCCGCAUACGCCUGGCGCUGCCAGUCAUCCGAUGACGCCUGGUGGUCCGCCCAGUGUCAGCUCAUCCCACAAUGAGCCCAUCAGCGGCGGCACGCCCAAUGCCAGCAAUGGCAACAACAAUAACAACAACAACAGCAAUGGCCACAAUUCACCACAAACGCCGGGCACGCCCAGUCGCAGCUUGGGCAGCGGCAACAAUCUCUCCAAUGCGGACAGCCAGCAGCAGGAGCAGCUGCUCAACUCGCUCAUGAGCAGCCAGACGCAGCUCAAGUUCGAAAACGAUCUGAGCGCGGAGCUGCAGAACUUUGAUCCCUCAGCCGCUGGACUCGACAACACUGGGCAUGAUCUGAAUUUAUUGCAAGACAUGGACCCAAUGGAGAUUUUGUCGUACCUGGAUCCCCAGCCGGAUCUGAAUACGCCACCCUCGAGCGGCAGCAGUAAUAACAAUGCCAGCGACGAUUUGUUGGCCACGUUAUUCGAUUAAAUUUUUGUGCUUGGAUGAGAGUUAAUAAAAAACAUAUAAAUCGUAUGAGAAAAAAUUCCUUAAACAACAUGAAAACGAAACAACAACAACAACAACAAAUAUGCAAAUGGCUAAAAACCAUUUCAAUGUAUAUAGUAUUAUUACUUUUAAUGAAUUGUGCACUAUAUCAAGUCGCGUAAGCAAAAAACAUAAACAAUUUCGUUUCCACACACACACAUAUACACAACAACAACAACAACACAAAAUCAAAGCAGCAAAUUUUUUUUUGGGCAAAUUU
Messenger RNA from Drosophila busckii, 3241 nucleotides. RefSeq names its product zinc finger MIZ domain-containing protein 2 (gene tna). The transcript is spliced from 10 exons. Lineage: Eukaryota; Metazoa; Arthropoda; Insecta; Diptera; Drosophilidae. Gene Ontology annotation, biological process: protein sumoylation; regulation of transcription by RNA polymerase II. The record is from RefSeq and is a predicted model, not a curated record. Bases 67 to 2964 code for a protein of 965 amino acids. Gene Ontology annotation, molecular function: SUMO ligase activity; zinc ion binding.